This is a messenger RNA of Anolis carolinensis (green anole), 3771 nucleotides long. RefSeq names its product axonemal dynein light chain domain containing 1 (gene axdnd1). The record is from RefSeq and is a predicted model, not a curated record. Lineage: Eukaryota; Metazoa; Chordata; Lepidosauria; Squamata; Anolidae. The transcript has 23 exons. The coding region runs from base 691 to 3639 and encodes 982 amino acids.
GAUCUUAAUCUUCAAGGUGGUCAUUAGGGAAGAUAUGUUCGGAAAGGUAAGUUGGGCCGGAACCGUUUAGGGCUUUAUAGGCUAAAGCCAGCAUUUUGAAUUAGGCUCAGUAGCAGACUGGCUGUUGUGGAUGAGUCUCUGAGUAGUAGUAACAACAGGGAGUUGGAGAGUAGGCAGGCAGAAAGGUCUACUCGGGAACAAGAUCCUAUAGAAAAGUAAAAGCAGAAGAGGAUUCGGCAAAUACUUACUGAACCCACUGAUGGGUCUUUUGAAGGGUUUGAUGGGGAUGAUGGGUUUGACAAUGAAGCAGUUUCUAUGAGAAGUGCUGGGAGUGACACUGAUGAGGUUGUGGAUAAGAUGGAUUGGACAAAAGUAGCAGAAGUGGGUGAGGAGCCUACAAGUAGUGGCACAUUCAGAAGAUCUGUUGGGAAUGAAACUUGGAGGGAAGAUGAUUUGUCUGCUGUUUGGGAGGAUGUAAGUAGAAGCAAGAGAAAGGGCCGCUUGGCAGGCAAGGCAAAGAGCAGUUCGGGCAGAACAACUGGCAGCUGAGCGUGGGGUGUUGUCUGAUUCUAGUUUGGAGGAGAAUGCAGGAGCAGCUGAGGGUGGGGCGUUGGCUGAUUGCAACUCAGAGGAAGGUUUAUAAUAAAAGGAGGGUUGGUUGCAAUAGGGACCUUGUGACUGGCAAAGUGUAUGCUGGGUUGCAUGUUAUGCUGGGUCAUGAUUCCUGAACUUUGUGGAUUCUUUGGGAUUUGCUACUGUUCUUGGUUUGGACCUCGGAUCGCUUCUGGACACUGUGUUUGCUCUUGUGCCCUGACUUUGGAUUGGAAGUUUGACGCUGCUGCUGUAUCCUGUAUCCGGGUAUUUUGGGAUGUCUCUUUCCUGUAUGAUGUUGUUGCUGUAAAAGAUGUAAGGAAUCCUCCUCCAACACGUGAAUCCAAGGCUUUGGGAGCUUUGCAGCAAAAAGACCUUGCAGUUCAACCUUCACCAAAUAUAGCAGAUACUCUUGUGCCAGAGGAAUUUCAUGUUGUAAAGAACAGAGGUGUCCUGGGCUUGGAGUAUUAUGAUGAUAAAUACACAACACUACUUGAAGACGAGGAGAACAGGCUACGGGUUUUUCCCUCCAUGAAACCAUCUGGGCGACUAGAAGUUCUGCAGUUGAUGAAGGUGAUGGACAGCAUGUUGGAAAAGGCUGGCAUAGAUAAGGAGGAUGUUGCAGUAACAGGGCUUUCACAGAUGCAUAAUGUCUUGGAAGUAUUAAAAGUGGAACAGAACAUCUACAACAUCGUGUUUCAUGAAAUCAUCAGACAAGUCAGUGUGGACUGUGCAGAACGAGGGGAACUUCUUUCCAGGCUCAGACAAAGAUAUGUUGAGUUGCUGGAACGGAUUCCCAGGCAGAUGAAGAAUCUGUACAAAGAAAUGAUGGCACAGAGAGUAAUGGACAAACACAUCACAGAUGAGUUAUUCAAUUUCAAAGAAACAAUAGGACAGCUGACAAGGGAGCUGAAUACUAUUCGAGAACAUGACCGCAAAGCAACUCUUGAAGCAGAGAAAGCCUAUAAGGAGCUGUCAAAGGCCAUACUAGAUUCUGAGAUGAAUGCAAACUUUUUGGAUGAAUAUCGUCAACUGUAUGAAUUGCAGAGAAGAAGACUUGAAGCUCAGAUUCAACAGUUAACCCAUGAGAAAGAGCUAUGGAGUAGUGCUGCAUAUGAUUUGGCCCUUAAGGUGAUUGAAAAGAAUAAGCUGAUCUUGGCCCGCAGAAUGUAUAGCAGUGAAAAAACAUGGCAUAAAGUCAUGAGGCACAUCAUUAUGCUUUUGGAAUCACAGGACACUACUGAUCUUUCAACUCUGCAGCAGCUGACACUGGAGUAUCGAGAGCUCGUGGCAGAAAUUGGCAAAAAAGUGGUCCAGACUGAAGAAACUUGCAGGGAUAGGGCAAGAACUAUUCAGAAUGGUUUGACUGGAUGGCUAAAUUACUUCCAAAACCAUGUUCUUGGAAAAGGAAAUUACAAUUCUGCAAAGGGAGCCUCUUUCCUGGAUGAAGUCCUUGUGGAUCUCAAAGCCUGGGAAAAGACAUUAACUGAGGAGUUGGCUUUGUAUGGAGGGGAAAUGUUUCUAGUGAGACAAGAACCCCUCAAAACAGCCACCAGUCUACAAAAACAAUGGGUGGACUUGGGACUUGCUGUACUUGGCCGCCACAAAGAUCUCCAUGGCAAAAUGCCUCAUGAGUUGAACAUUCUGGAAGAAAUCAACAAAAAAGCCGACAAGCUCUCUGAAGAGUACCGUCGAAGGAUGGGCGGGGAGAAUGGGUCUGCUAGGAUUUUAACAAGUUUACUUCACAGUUUAGAGGACUGGGCAUUUAAGCUGGAAACUGCCCAGCAGAAGGGUGAAAUGCAUGAAACUACCUGGAUAAAAUUUUUUCAAAGUGUUUCUGAAUGGGUGGUCCAGAUAGAUGAUCUUUUAAAAUGGAUUGGUACCAGCAACACACCCGAAGAACGAAAGCAAAGCUCAAUUAAGUUAAUACAGGUAGAACCAGAGGAGUUGUUCAAGAAGAUUCAGCAUUGGAUCCUGACAACAACUAGUGGUACUGAAAAAGGAACUGUUCAGCUCACACAGGAACUGACUGACUUCCACUAUGUUCUGAGUAAGUGGAUGGCGAAGUUGUUGAUUCACAUGGUGCCAGACUCCAUUUCUCACCACACUCUCCCCUUAACCGAAGCUGAGGCUGCAAGGCAGGCAGAACAGAAGUUCCUAAAUAUUUUCAAUUUGGAAAUAGAAGCCAAAAGUCUAGCUGCGAAGUUGAGCAAAUUCUCCUGUUACGUAGUCAGCUGUUGCAAGGAGAUGGUUGCAUCAAUAACACGCAAGAAAAUGGCUUCUUUUGAACCAUUUGCAGACCACGAGCUGCAACAGUUGGAGAAGAUCAAGACAGAGUGCCUGGAUUGGAUUGAAACUUGCAAUCUUCUUCUGUCUGGAAUGAAGACUUCUCCUACCACCUUAGUCAGCCAACAAGAACUGGUCAACCUGUUUGGGAUAGAGGCAGUUCUGUCAAAACGACCGCUGCCGCCUCGGCCAGAGACUCCUCUCCAGAGCUCUUCCUUCCUUCAAACUAAACACGAUGACAAGACUGUCAAAGAAGCUGGUAUGAAGAAAGAAGUGGAAAUGCCAGAAACACUGGAGUCAGAGGAAACACCACCUGUGCCUGACACCAGCACUGGUGUACAAACCGAAAAUGUUGAGAUUAUUCACCCAGUAAGAUAUGUUGGUGAUGAUGCUAAUGUGUACACCAAGUCUCUGGAUGUGGAAGAACUUACAGUCUCGGGGAGGGAGUUAUAUGCCAGCCAGUGGACCACUGAAUUCUCAAAAAAGGAAUUUGAGAUGCUGGCUUCACUGGAAAUUCUGGAAGAACGGCUUAUAGAGGCUGAAAAGCGGGCACAGCAAGCUGAGGAAAAAUCUGAAGUCCUUCAUGAAGAGUUGGAAGAAGCCCUGGCAAAAAUCCAUGAUCUGGAGAGUGAGGACAAACUAGGGGAAGAGGAAGCAGAGCUUGAAAAAGAAGUCCCUUCUAAAACAAAGCUGGAUACAUCCUCACAGCCUGGUAAACGAAGCACACCCCGCGUUAAGAAAUCCACCAAACCUAAGCGUUGAAGAUAAUAGCCGCAGGAAUACCUUUGGUUCUUGUGCAUAGCACAAUACGUGGGUUGCAAAUCUUUGAAGUUCAAGGGUGAGAAUUUCUGUUCUGUAUCAGUACAUACAUGGACAUAAGCUUGCUGAACUUUC